Malus domestica (apple) is the source of this 1123-nucleotide messenger RNA. RefSeq names its product ASI1-immunoprecipitated protein 1. Gene Ontology annotation, molecular function: RNA binding. NCBI's taxonomy places the organism in Eukaryota, Viridiplantae, Streptophyta, Magnoliopsida, Rosales, Rosaceae. The record is from RefSeq and is a predicted model, not a curated record.
AUCUUGGCCGUAGGAUCUCUCCUCAGUUUUUAACACCUCACUCUGUUACUCCCUGCGCUCUCUCGACUCUCGCCGUCGACGGCCUCCCCAAUCCUUCUCCUCGAGCUCCUGAACCACUGCGACGCCUAAAUCCUUCACUGAACCAGAAUCCCUCUUUUCCUGGCCAACAAUUCCCUCUUUCCCUGGCUAAAAAUCCCAAAAUUCGAAAAUAAAAACCCCAAACCCGGAAUUCUGAAGGCUAUAUAAGAGAGUUGGAAGCUGAAUCUAAGGGGUUUUGAAGUUUCUGCUGCUGCUGCUGAGUUGUUGCUGCUUGCUGAGUUAUUGAUCUUCAGCCCCGUAUUGUUUGGAUGAAGAAAAAUUGAAAAUAUCUCCACACAUUGUAUUAUAUGGGGACUUCAGAAGCUGAGUAUGCUGCAUUUGAGGAGAAGGUCAAACGAACUGUUUACCUUGAUAACAUCUCACCCCAGGUCACCGAAUCUGUUAUGAGAACUGCACUUUCUCAGUUUGGGAACGUGAAAAGUGUUCAGUUCAUUCCAAAUUACUUGGAAUCAAGGAACAUCCCACACUGUGCACUGGUCGAGAUGGAAAAUCCGAAGCAAGCCAGUGUCAUUGUCAAGGAGAUAGCGGAAUUCCCUUUCAUGAUUUUGGGGAUGCCAAGGCCUGUGAGGGCACGUCCUGCUGUGGCCAACAUGUUUGAUGAGCGCCCUGCUAUGCCUGGAAGACAGAUAGAGUGUCAUUGGUUGGAGCCAGAAGAUCCUAAUUUUGAAGUGGCAAAGAAACUGAAGGAACUGCAUGGAAGGCAUACUGCAGAAGCUGCUUUUUUGCUCAAGAAACAGCUGGAGGAAGAAGAGAAGCUUGCAAAGAUGCAAAACGAGACCCUAAAAGCAAAUUAUAAGAAGUAUGAAAUGGUAGAUAGCGUGAUGUCUGAUGGAACUGCUCGUCGUUUGGCACGCCGUUAUAAUAUUCGAGUUUCAGACGAUUGACGAUAUGGUAUUUGUUUAGAUUCCCCCUCAUGUGCAGUCAUGUUAUAUUUGUAGAAACUUGUUUGAACAUGGUCUUUGCUUUUAGUAGGACUUACUUUUCCUGGAGAAAAAGAGUUCAAUUGUGGAGUAGCGUUAUUAUA